This is a messenger RNA of Danio aesculapii, 2187 nucleotides long. It is a transcript of the gene gpr20, whose product is annotated as G protein-coupled receptor 20. Gene Ontology annotation, biological process: positive regulation of Rho protein signal transduction; phospholipase C-activating G protein-coupled receptor signaling pathway. The transcript is spliced from 2 exons. The coding region runs from base 201 to 1250 and encodes 349 amino acids. NCBI's taxonomy places the organism in Eukaryota, Metazoa, Chordata, Actinopteri, Cypriniformes, Danionidae. The record is from RefSeq and is a predicted model, not a curated record. Gene Ontology annotation, cellular component: membrane. Gene Ontology annotation, molecular function: G protein-coupled receptor activity.
CUCCUGCUUCUUCGAGAUGAAGAUGGUUGGCAUGUUUUUGGCACAGGGGAUUUGCUUUGCAUCAUUAAAGGCUCUUUCUGAGAUAUUUUAGGGUGUCAUUUGAGUGUCAGAUCAUUGGCCCUCAUUUUAACUUUUUUGUUUGACGCUCCAGAUCAACUGCAUCUUUCCACAUGUGUAGAUCCAGCAUCUAAACCACAGAGAUGACCCAUACCGGUUCAUCAAACCUCAACCUCACCUCAACACUGAUUCCUCCCCUCGCCACCAACACUUCUCCACCAAACCGUGAGCCUUACCUCCACAGACUGGCCCACUUAGACGAGGGCCUCUAUAAUGACUUCUACAGCCUAUGGAUUGCUCUGGUGGUCAUCAACACGCUCAUCUUCAUGGUCGGCAUGACCCUCAACAGUCUGGCUUUGUACGUUUUCUGCUACAGAACCAAACCCAAAACCACAUCGGUCAUCUACACCAUUAACCUGGUGGUGACGGAUCUACUGGUCAACCUCUCGCUCCCCACUCGCAUCGUACUCUACUACAGUGGAGGAAAAUGCCUCAGUUGCUCCUACAUGCACAUAUUCAGCUACUUCGUCAACAUGUAUUGUAGCAUCCUCUUCCUCACCAGCAUCUGCGUGGAUCGCUACCUAGCCAUCGUUCAAUCAGAAGCAUCGAGAAAAUGGAGAAACCCCAAUAUAGCCAAAGCGGUUUGUGUUUGCAUUUGGUUGUUCGCCAUUGUCGUGACUUAUUCGCUUUUAACAACGGCAUUCAAACACUCUGGUCUUUCAAAACUCUUCGCAUUAACCAUAUUUGAGUUCUUCUUGCCAAUGGUAAUCAUCGUAGCAUUUACCAUACGAAUAGUAUGCGCUCUCUCCAGUCCAGGCCUCAUGCAGCAGAGUCGCGACAGACGCAUGAAGGCCAUGCAGCUUCUGUCGACCGUAUUGGUGAUCUUUACCAUCUGCUUCACGCCAUUUCACGUCCGUCAGGUUCUCUUUUAUUUCCACCCAGAUCUUCCUCAUCAUGUGAUUGUGUAUCACGUGACUGUGACUCUCAGCAGCCUCAACAGCUGCUUGGAUCCUGUGGUUUACUGUUUCGUCACUAGUAACUUUCAGUCAACUAUGAAGAGGUUUUUCAGGAAGAUGGAGAGAGAGCAGACGAGUGGAGAUGUUGCGAGCGUCCAGAAGAGCUCCAAGGCUUCAGGGGCAGUGAUUGCUUUGGAUAAUGGGAAAAGAAUGAAUAUGAACAGCCGGUCGGCAUGAGAACCCACAAGUGAACAGUGUGGGAUUCAGAUGGUUGGCAUUAGGAUGUCAAACCACUGGAAUUUGUUAUUCUGCAAAACUGUAAAUAGCUUGAUGUAGAUUUUAUGAGACUGCAUUUUAUUUUGAACUUUGCAACUUCUUCGUGUAACUACAAUGACCAUGCAAUAGUGCUAAUAUGAUAUACAACAGCAUUUAUUUUAUACAUUUGCAGGAAAGGGUUUUUACAUUUGUUUUGAUGCCUAGGAUCAUGGUGAGGGAUCCUGAAGUCAUGUGAAUAUUUAUAUUUUUGCCUGUUAUAUUGUUGCUUUAUGAAGGGAAAAAUAAAUAUUAUUAUUAUAUUAAUUAUAGUAUUAGGAAGCACGGUGGUGCAGUGGGUAGCGCUAUUGCCUCACAGAAAGAAGGUCACUGAUUCGAGCCAUGUUCUUCCUGUGUUCGUGAGGGUUUCCUGCAGGUGCUCCGGUUUCCCCCACAAGUCCAAAGACAUUUGAAUUGAGUAAGCUAAAUUGUCCGUAGUGUAUGUGUGUGAUUGGGAGUGUAGGAGUGUUUCCCAGCGAUGUGUUGCAGCUAGAAAGGCAUCUGCUGUGUAAAACAUAUGCUGGAUAAGUUGUUGGUUCAUUCCGCUGUGGCGACCCUAGAUUAAUAAAGGGACUAAUCCGAAAAGAAAAGAAAGAAAGAAGAAUUAGAAGUUUUUCACACUACAAACUUUCUUUUGCCAGUUAUUACAACAUAAUUGCAAGACAUGUACUUGUAAUUGUGAGGGGGUGGGGGGGUCUGGUGUCAGAAAUAAGAGAAAAAAAUCUGAUUUGGUUUAUAAACCUGCAUUUCUAGCCUUGUCUCUUGCAAUUGCAUUUUCUACUGACUUCUUUCCACAGAACUGUGAUUUAUAAAACUGCAAUUGCUAAAAAGUCCAGUCCAAGUUUUUUUUUUUUACUUUUUC